Arthroderma uncinatum is the source of this 1842-nucleotide messenger RNA. Its product is annotated as nuclear distribution protein NudE. Gene Ontology annotation, molecular function: microtubule binding. The transcript has 2 exons. NCBI's taxonomy places the organism in Eukaryota, Fungi, Ascomycota, Eurotiomycetes, Onygenales, Arthrodermataceae. The record is from RefSeq and is a predicted model, not a curated record. Gene Ontology annotation, cellular component: centrosome; kinesin complex; kinetochore. Bases 1 to 1842 code for a protein of 613 amino acids. Gene Ontology annotation, biological process: centrosome localization; microtubule nucleation; vesicle transport along microtubule.
AUGGCGAUUGAAGAACCUCCGUCAUCACCGCCCAACCCGUCGACCAACACCGCCGACGCCAUCGCCUACUACAAGUUGCAAUAUGAGGCACUAGAAGCCGAGCUCGCAGACUUUCAGACGUCAAGUCGCGAGCUAGAAACCGAACUAGAGAAGGACAUCGAGGCGUCGGAGAAGAGGGAGCGGAAGCUGAAGGAGAAGGUCGAGAGCUUGGGUUACGAGGUCGAGGAAUGGAAGACCAAGUAUAAACAAGCCAAAGCGGAGGCGAACUCAGUGCAGAAUACCCUACAGAAGGAGAUCACGACGCUGCGAGACUCAAACCGGACACUACAGUUAAAGCUUCGCGAUAUAGAAGUGGCCAAUGAUGAUUUUGAGAGACAAGCUCGCAACACGACCUCUUCGCUGGAGGAUGUAGAGUCGAAAUACAACGUCUCUAUCGAGCGCGGGGUGCUGCUCGAGGAAGAGAUCAAGAACGGCGAACAGGAGCGAGAGGCACUGCGUAUCCAGGAGCAGCGACUGCGUGAUGAACUAGCGGACCUCAAAGUGGAAACGCAUAUUACCCAGGAGAAGCUACGAAAGGCAGAAGCAGCUCUGGAACGAAAGGCAAAACUAUCGUUGCUGGAUUCCAGUUCUGCGAACGGCCAUCGCAUGGAUGCGGCGGACCAUUCGCCUGCAACGACUGCCUCUUCUCCCAUCGCUACACCUCUUACCAAGUCGGCGUCCUCUGUUGCAUCAGAGAUCGCUACUCCUCCAUCACCACCCUUCUCCGAGUCCUCCACGAACGGGGCCUUUAGAGGAGGCACCCCGAACAUGCCUCGAUCCCGCAUCUCUCUGUCUGACUCUACUUCGAUGCCCAAACACCAGAAGUCGCAGUCACGGUCCUCUCGACAUUCUCGUGUGCCAUCUGUAUCUAUGAGCAGCACCACAGGCCGUUUGACCCCAUCUACUGGCCGCCGCACCACCUCCAAUGGUCUCCCUAAAUCAGCUUCGCUGCACCAGAUUCGCGGCCUGAUUGGGAAGAUGCAGAAACUCGAGGAGCGCGUACAGUCCGCACGCUCUCGAUUACCGGCACCGGUCGACACACCGCCUCGCGUAUCCCCGCGUACCAACUCCGCCAUGGGCCAGUCCUAUAUAUCGUCGUCGGUUACGGUACGUAGCAACAGGAAGCGAUCCAACGGCAGCGUGGCGAGCUCCAAGGACCAUGAACCUAUUACCCCCCUUUCCCGACUACCACAGGGUCGAGGUUCCUUUGGCGGUCCUCCGCCAGGUCAAUCCACCCCCUCACGACCAAGCAGUCGCACAAGCAUGUCGUCACGGUGCUCUAUUAACUUGACAUCGUCGAGCGGCGUCGCACAACCCCGACCAGAAUCUCGCCAGAACCUAAACGGCUCCCGCACCGCGCUGGGACAUUAUUCCAGCAACUCGCUCAACAUGAGCAUGUCCAGCAUACCCGACUCCCACCACCACUCGACGAACAGCAGCAGCAGCAUGAGUGGUGGCAUCCGCCGUCCUCGCUCCUCACUAAGCAACUACAACCCAUCCGCGAGCAUGUCAUAUAUCGACGAAGACAACGCCGAGUUGGACCUGAGUAUGCACACGCCCACACCGCGACGAUACGACAGCAUCGGAUCCGGCGGCUCGAUCCCCACCCCUGCAGGCCUGAAGAGGAGACCGAGUGGCGGUAUGUCCUCGAUACCCACGCCGGCCACCCUGACACCACGACGGACGAGCUCGGCACUCGGAAGGAGAGAAGGCGAUAUGCCUCCGCCGUCGACUGGUAGGAAGAAGUCGACUGUCGGGCCUCGACCUUCCUCGUCCCUGGGGAGCCUGGGAGAGACAUAUUAA